Messenger RNA from Spirometra erinaceieuropaei, 798 nucleotides. Lineage: Eukaryota; Metazoa; Platyhelminthes; Cestoda; Diphyllobothriidea; Diphyllobothriidae. The record is from the annotation of a GenBank genome assembly.
AUGAAACGGAGAACCAUCUUGGACACGCCUAAAUCCUUCAGCUCCUUCAGCUCUGUCUCUGUCACGUUCGACGGGACAAUCUAUGAACAGGUGCAGGGCACACCAAUGGGUUCGCCGAUUUCCGGAUUCAUCGCCGAGGCGGUCCUGCAACGGUUAGAGUCGCUGGUCUUCCAACACAACAGACCGAAAUUCUGGGCACGGUGUGUGGAUGAUACCUUCGUCUUCAUCGAACGGGAUCAGGUGCUGACAUUCCAAGAACAUCUCAACGCCGUCUUUCCGGACAUUCAAUUUACGAUGGAGGAGGAAGAGAACAACCAGCUGGCCUUCCUAGGUGUGAUCGUAUGCCGCAAGGAUUGUGGUGGACUAAAGACCAAAGUGUUCAGGAAAGCGACAAAUACGAUGCAAGUACUGAACUUCAACAGUAACCACCCAAUCAGCCACAAACGCAGUUGUGUAAGGACGCUCUAUCGGCGUAUCGGAACGCACUGCAGUGAGCCGGAAGACAAAAUUGCUGAACUACAAUACCUCCCACGGGUCUUCAAAGCCAAUGGCUACCCGCGCAACUUCGCCGACCGGUGCAUACGCAAAAGGGACGAAAGGCCUAACCGCACCAAGUCUUGGCGAGCGCUUCCGUAUGUCAAGAACGUUUCGGAAGCUGUCGGCGGCCUUCUCGCACCACUUGGGGUUGGAGUGGCACACAGACCGGAGGCAACCAUCAGGCGUCUGAUCAUGAAACCGAAAGACCCACCGCCACGGCUAGAAACGUCUGGAGUCGUUUAUCGGAUCUGGUGCAGUUGA